AUGGAGAAGUUGCUGUUUUUGAUGAAAGUUGCCCAAAAUAAAACUGACAGUAGCCUUGAAAUGGUGUCUGAAGAAACGGAACGAAAUGAAAACACAUUAUCAUCUUCUCCAUUUCCUACAAAAGAAAGUCCUCGUUACCCCCAGGUCUUCUCGUACGUGCCUGAAGCCGUAAGAGAUCAAACCAAGAAAGAGAUUUCGAGGCGCAAGCUUUAG
Leptosia nina is the source of this 213-nucleotide messenger RNA. The record is from the annotation of a GenBank genome assembly. NCBI's taxonomy places the organism in Eukaryota, Metazoa, Arthropoda, Insecta, Lepidoptera, Pieridae.